Drosophila sulfurigaster albostrigata is the source of this 279-nucleotide messenger RNA. RefSeq names its product plasma membrane ascorbate-dependent reductase CYBRD1-like. Lineage: Eukaryota; Metazoa; Arthropoda; Insecta; Diptera; Drosophilidae. Bases 1 to 279 code for a protein of 92 amino acids. The transcript has 2 exons. The record is from RefSeq and is a predicted model, not a curated record. Gene Ontology annotation, molecular function: oxidoreductase activity.
AUGAUCGUCUUUAAGCUUCUCUAUCACUUUUCAUCGAAUCCGAAGAUCGAGUUUAACUGGCAUCCGUUCUUUAUGACUAUUGGAUUUAUCUACUUGUAUGGGAAUUCUAUUCUUAUCUAUCGCGCCUUUUACACCCUGCGCAAGAAGACGCUGAAACUCAUCCACGCUUUCAUACAUAUGACUGCCUUCAUCCUCACUGUGAUUGCCCUGAAGACCGUAUUCGAUUCUCAUGAUUUUGCCAAUCCCUCAAUUCCCAAUAUGUAUUCGCUACACUCGUGA